Molecule: messenger RNA, 526 nt
Organism: Spea bombifrons (plains spadefoot toad)
Lineage: Eukaryota; Metazoa; Chordata; Amphibia; Anura; Pelobatidae
Product: protein NipSnap homolog 3A-like
Exons: 4
Coding region: 48-461 (137 amino acids)
Cellular component (GO): mitochondrion
Source: RefSeq, a predicted model, not a curated record
CAGAACGGGCAACAGUUCGGGAAAACAUUUCUCAAGAUGCUGAUUUCAUGAACUAUACUGCUAUAGCAGCGCCAAUGGUAGACGAACAGUACAAUGAAAUUGCAUACUUAUUACCGUGGUGCAAACUACGUCAGCCUGAAAAACAAGGGGUUUAUGAAUUGGUGACCUUUCAGCUGAAGCCUGGAGGACUGGCCAUUUGGGGGGAUGCAUUCAGAGCCGCCAUCUCUGCUUAUGUAAAUACCAGCUACACUGAACUUGUUGGUGUCUUCAACACGGAGUAUGGAUCACUAAACCAAGUCCAUGUUUUAUGGUGGUACGAGAAUGAAGACAGUCGCGCCGCUGGAAGACGUCUAGCUUAUGAAGAUGCAAGGGUGGCUGCAGCGGUGAGAGAAAGCGUGAGAUUCCUGGUGUCCCAGAAGAAUGUGCUCCUACAGCCCACGGCAUUCUCCCCCCUCAAAUAACACCAGGGCAGUCUCUCUGGAUACCAGCACCAUAUGUUGGGACUCCUAAAGCCUGACUAUUGAAU